Messenger RNA from Rotaria sp. Silwood2, 2183 nucleotides. The record is from the annotation of a GenBank genome assembly. Lineage: Eukaryota; Metazoa; Rotifera; Eurotatoria; Philodinida; Philodinidae.
GGUCUUAAUCGGUCGACCCUUAUUGCUUAUCAUACACUUUCUCGUCCAUGCUGGGCACUAGUCAUCGGUUGGCUUAUCUUUUUGUGUAGUACCAAUCAAGGUGGAAUAGUUAAUACGAUUCUUUCAUGGCCAAUUUGGACUCCUCUAGCUCGUCUUAAUUAUUCGACGUAUCUUAUUCAUUUGAUGAUUAUUUUUAUAACUAUCUAUAAUCAGACAACACCUAUGUUCGUUCAACCACAUACAAUAGUUAACGCUUACAUUGCGAAUUUAUUCUUCAGCUAUGUUGCAGCUAUUGUCGUUGUAAUCUUUUUUGAAACUCCAUUUUUUGUUCUCGAAAAGAAAUUGUUCAAACGAUAAAUUGAUUUUGAUCAAUAAAAGCAUAUUAAUCCUUUUCUCGUUCUAUUGCUUCGUUAUUUCUUGUCAAAAUGAUAUAUCGUGCGAUCAAAUGAUACUUAUAACAUAGAUUUCAUUUCAGGUCAGAUGAAAUGCCAUAGUAUAUGAACACUAGUCAUCGUUCGAAUUCAAUUAUAGUCCACUGCCAUUACAAUAAAAUUAACCCUUUAAAGGACGAAUUUUGGAUGGCCAAGUUUCUUUUGGAAGUGAGAAUUAGUGAUAAUCUUCUUCAAACUUCCUGUUGAAGAAACAGAUAAAUACUCUUACUUGAACACGAAUAGCCAGAAAUUAAUUCCGUGCAUUGAGUAUCAUUGUUCUGGAUUUGGAUGUGGGUGGGGUGUGGGGUGUCGGUGUGGGUGUGUGGGUGUGGGGUGUCGGUGUGUAAGGUGUGGGUGUGUGAGUGUGAAAUGAAUACCAACAUCCACAUCCCCCCCCACCCCACCCCCACCUCCACCCACGCCCCACACCCACACCCACACCCACCCACAUCCACACCCACACCCACACCCACACCCACACCCACACCCUCUCUUUGUGAACUGCAAAUAGCUUAUGUUAAAGCUAAAUAUGAUUUAAUUGAAUUGAAACAACGUAUUCUAUAUAAUAAACCAAGUAAAAUUAUUUAUGAAAAAGCAUCAUCUACAUUAAAAACAUUGGUAUUUGAAGAAACAACUGAUGUUCGAAUUCAUCAACGACAAAUCGAUCAAGAAGAAAAACAAUUACAAAUAAAAAUGACUGAUUUAAUGGUUGAAGCUAUUCUAGAAGCAGAGAAAAAAGUUAUUCAAUGUCAUCAAAUACUCAAUCAUAAAAUUAAAAAUGUAUCUGAGAAUAAUGAUGAUACAAUGGGACGAUUAACAACACCAAUGAUGGAUCUUAUUUAUAGACGUUUUACAAUCAUCGAUAAGAAAUAUGAAUGUAAUUCAAAUUUUCAAACAAAUUAUUAUUUUCGAAAUCAUUUUGAUGAUUCACCUAAUACAGUUACUUUAAAAAAAUAUCGCUUUUCACCAACGAUGAUUAUGGCUACACAAUUACAUUUAUUUUCAAACGAACAAUUAACUUUAUUAAAUCGUGGUCCUACUUAUGUUCCACUGUAUCAAAAUUAUAUAUCAGCUAUUUCAAAUGGUUCGACUAUUGAUGAUUUCAUUAAUGAACAAUUUAAAGUUUUAAAACAUGAUUUAAGUAUUUUCUAUGCUAAACAAAAUAUCAAUAUGGCACAAUCAAUGUUCAUUAGUAAAGAAAUUAAAGAAGCUUAUUCAAAUGCUUUUACAUUAUCAUUACCUGAUUCUCUUUUUCAACGUGGAUUCUAUGAACAAAAAUUAGUAGAAUCUAUUCAAAAUCAUUUAAAACAAUAUGAUCUUAUAUUGAGACGUACAGCUAAUAAAAAGAAUGUCUUCUAUCUUGAUACUCGUUUAGAUUUUGAAGAAAAAAUUAAUACAUAUAUGGCAACAACAGAGAUGUUCGAAUUAUGUGAAGUCAUCGAUCAAUCAACUAAUUUAAAUGAUUAUUUAGAACGAAUGAUUAAUAACUUUAAUGAAAAUAUAGAACUUUAUUUGGAUGAUCGAAAAAAAUAUAAACAUAUAUUGGAUAAAAUCAUGGUACAUAUUGGACAAGUUGAAAUGCCUUAUUUAUAUUUCCUACCUGAUAUUUCUCAAGUAAGUUCAUUUCAUUUAACAAUUAAUCAUUUUCUCGUCUAUGUAUUUAUUUUUCUAUUUAAGAAACAAAAAAUAUCAGCAGUACCAAUUGUAACUUCAACACGCGCUAUUACUUCUCGAUAUUGGCAUCAUACUUAA